UUGCAAGUUGAAAAACAUGAACUACACGCCUACACGGCUACACCGCAUCCUCUGGUUGGAUCCACCCCAAAGCUGCACUUUAAAAUUCGUGCCGAUAAAGAUAAUAUGCCUACUCCAUGCCUCAUCCAUAUUUACUCCGAAUAAUUCCCCCCUCUUUUUUUAUUGAACACCUGCCUUUAUAUAUCGGAGGAGCAACUCUCCUUCUCCACCCCCAUUUUCUCUCCACUCCCUUUUCUACUUCAGUUUCCGGCAGAGGCAACGGAGAUGGGUAUGUCGGUUAUUCUACCAGAUCUCGGCACCGAGAUCCUGAUUCCGGUGUGCGCCGUCGUCGGUAUAGCCUUCGCGCUCAUCCAGUGGUUCAUUGUAUCUAAGGUCAAGAUGUCCCCAGAGAAGCUUGUUUCGGGCUCUGACGGAAAGAACGGAUUUGCCGAUUCGCUUAUUGAGGAGGAGGAAGGCAUGAAUGACCACAGCGUCGUUCACAAAUGCGCUGAAAUCCAAAGCGCCAUCUCCGAAGGUGCAACCUCUUUCCUUUUCACUGAAUACCAAUAUGUUGGUAUUUUCAUGGUUGCUUUUGCUGUUUUGAUCUUUAUCUUUCUCGGAUCGGUAGAAGGUUUUAGCAGAAAGAGCCAGCCAUGCACAUAUGACGAAACCAGAUUGUGCAAGCCUGCUCUUGCUACCGCUGUCUUUAGCACCAUAUCCUUUUUGCUAGGUGCUGUUACUUCUGUGGUUUCUGGUUUCCUAGGAAUGAAAAUAGCUACUUAUGCAAAUGCCAGAACAACCUUGGAAGCUCGAAAGGGUGUUGGAAAGGCUUUCAUCACUGCUUUUAGAUCCGGUGCAGUGAUGGGGUUCCUUCUUGCGGCCAAUGGUCUUUUGGUAUUGUACAUUACUAUCAAUCUCUUCAAAUUGUAUUACGGUGAUGACUGGGAAGGUUUGUUUGAGUCUAUAACGGGUUAUGGUCUCGGUGGAUCUUCAAUGGCCCUCUUCGGCAGAGUUGGUGGAGGUAUAUAUACAAAAGCUGCAGAUGUUGGAGCUGAUCUUGUGGGCAAGGUGGAACGAAAUAUACCAGAGGACGAUCCCAGAAAUCCAGCAGUUAUUGCGGACAAUGUUGGUGAUAAUGUUGGAGAUAUUGCUGGUAUGGGGUCAGACUUGUUUGGCUCAUAUGCAGAGUCAUCUUGUGCAGCCCUUGUUGUUGCUUCGAUAUCCUCCUUUGGGGUCAACCAUGAGUUUACUCCUAUGCUAUAUCCUCUUCUUGUGAGUUCCGUAGGAAUCAUUGUCUGUUUGCUCACCACUCUAUUCGCAACUGAUUUCUUUGAAGUCAAGGCUGUAAAGGAAAUUGAGCCAGCAUUGAAAAACCAACUCAUAAUCUCCACUGUCCUGAUGACUGUUGGAAUUGCUAUUGUUACUUGGAUUGCACUUCCAUCUUCCUUCACCAUUUUCAACUUUGGAGCUCAGAAAGAAGUACAGAGCUGGCAACUGUUCUUGUGUGUCUGUGUUGGGCUGUGGGCUGGGCUUAUUAUUGGCUUUGUGACCGAGUACUACACAAGCAAUGCUUACAGUCCUGUGCAAGAUGUAGCUGAUUCUUGCCGCACUGGAGCUGCUACAAAUAUAAUUUUUGGCCUUGCACUGGGUUACAAAUCUGUUAUAAUUCCCAUCUUUGCCAUAGCUAUCAGCAUCUUCGUGAGCUUCAGCUUUGCCGCAAUGUAUGGCAUUGCAGUUGCUGCUCUUGGAAUGUUGAGCACCAUUGCUACUGGUUUGGCCAUUGAUGCAUAUGGUCCCAUCAGUGACAAUGCUGGGGGAAUUGCCGAGAUGGCUGGCAUGAGCCAUAGGAUCCGUGAGAGAACUGAUGCACUUGAUGCUGCAGGAAACACCACUGCAGCUAUUGGAAAGGGAUUUGCAAUCGGAUCUGCUGCUCUUGUGUCACUAGCCCUAUUCGGUGCAUUUGUAAGCCGAGCAGAAAUUUCAACGGUGGAUGUCCUCACGCCAAAAGUGUUUAUUGGAUUGCUAGUUGGUGCAAUGCUUCCAUAUUGGUUCUCUGCCAUGACCAUGAAGAGUGUAGGAAAAGCUGCUCUUAAGAUGGUUGAGGAAGUUCGCAGGCAAUUCAAUACCAUCCCUGGUCUCAUGGAAGGCACUGCCAAGCCUGACUACGCGAACUGUGUCAAGAUCUCCACAGAUGCCUCCAUCAAGGAGAUGAUACCGCCUGGUGCUCUUGUUAUGCUCACCCCACUAAUUGUUGGGAUUUUCUUUGGUGUGGAAACCUUGUCUGGUGUUCUUGCUGGAUCUCUCGUCUCUGGAGUUCAGAUUGCAAUCUCUGCAUCCAACACUGGUGGUGCCUGGGAUAAUGCCAAGAAAUAUAUUGAGGCUGGAGCUUCAGAACAUGCCAGAACACUGGGUCCCAAGGGAUCUGACCCACACAAGGCUGCGGUGAUUGGGGACACUGUUGGCGAUCCUCUCAAGGACACAUCUGGACCCUCACUGAACAUUCUCAUCAAGCUCAUGGCUGUUGAGUCACUCGUCUUCGCUCCCUUCUUUGCCACACAUGGGGGUCUGCUCUUCAAGAUCUUCUAGGGAGGACGCACUAGAAGAGAAGGAUCUCUCUUUGAUCUUACAUCCCACUUGUCAUAGCAUAGUACCUCUCGCAGAAAACUUUAUCAUAUCUUAAAUAUUUAUGUCAAGCACUUUUUUUGGUUGUGAGCUGUUGAUUAGUGAGGUGUAGUUCAUGCAGAGAAUUUUUUUGUGUAUCUGAGUUUUGUAUGGUUUGCUGAGGUUGGUACGGCGGCGUUGAUGAUGAUAGCAACCACAAAACUAUGCAAGAAUGGGAGGAUCUCGGUAAUGUUAGGUCGAUUUCCACCUUAUUAUAUUCAGCUGUUGAGGUUCUUGUUAAGGAUAGAAUCAGAGUCUUAAUGGGGUAAGCUAGUUCUUGUUUUUACUCUGUUUUUUGGAAGAAAAACUGAAACCGCAACCAGCAGAUUCUAGCCCUGUAUAGGAGAGCGAAGCGGUUAGGAAACCAAACUCCAAAUGGGUUUAAAC
Cuscuta europaea is the source of this 3027-nucleotide messenger RNA. The record is from the annotation of a GenBank genome assembly. NCBI's taxonomy places the organism in Eukaryota, Viridiplantae, Streptophyta, Magnoliopsida, Solanales, Convolvulaceae.